Papaver somniferum (opium poppy) is the source of this 1095-nucleotide messenger RNA. RefSeq names its product calcium uniporter protein 2, mitochondrial-like. The transcript has 3 exons. Lineage: Eukaryota; Viridiplantae; Streptophyta; Magnoliopsida; Ranunculales; Papaveraceae. Gene Ontology annotation, cellular component: mitochondrial inner membrane; uniplex complex. Gene Ontology annotation, biological process: calcium import into the mitochondrion; mitochondrial calcium ion homeostasis. The coding region runs from base 1 to 1095 and encodes 364 amino acids. The record is from RefSeq and is a predicted model, not a curated record. Gene Ontology annotation, molecular function: uniporter activity; calcium channel activity.
AUGGCGCUUCAGAGAGCAUUAACUCACCGUCGUUUAUUCCACACCACCACCGCCAAGAAAAUCUCCACCCUUUCACUUCGUAACCCAUUUCCAUCCUCAUUUCUAGAGAAAACCUUAGUCCCACCUGAUUCCUCAAGAACAACUUUUAAUCGGGAAUAUGUCUCAGUUCCAGAUUCAACCGACCAAGUAUUUUUCAGAAAGUUUCUUCAGAAAAGAACUUUUUAUCAGUCAGAUGUUCAGACAUUACCAAAUGGAGAAAAUUUUAUGAACAAAUUAAAAUCUAUGGAUAUUAAUAGAGAUCGUGUUCAAUUAGGCACAUUGAACCUUCCAAUUCAUUCAUUGGAAAAGAAAAAUGGAAUUGUAAUCUCAGUUGAUGAUGCCAAGAAGUUAUUCAAGCUAUCCCAGUUAGAAACAUUGAAAUCUACUCUUAGAAAAAUUCCUCAGGAUUCCAUUACUUACCCUGAGUUUCUCCAGAUUUGUAUUGAUUCUACGAGAAUUAACCAAGGUUCGGAGCUCGCCAAAGCAUUAGAUGAAUCUGGCUCGGUUAUUGUUCUAGGUAACAUUGUUUUCCUCCGACCCGAACAGUUGACGAAAGCAAUAAAGAGUAUAAUCCCUUUACCAAUAUGGGAUAAAAAUGACCCAAGAAAAACUGAGUUCGAAAACAUGGAAAAGGAGAAAGAAAUAAUUGAUGCAAAAGCAGAAGUAUUGGUGAAAAGAGAAUUAUGGAGUGGAUUAGGACUACUAGUUCUACAAACAGCGGGAUUUAUGAGAUUAACAUUUUGGGAAUUAUCAUGGGAUGUGAUGGAACCUAUUUGUUUCUUUGUCACAUCAGUGUAUUUCAUGGCUGGUUAUGCAUUCUUCUUAAGAACGUCUAAAGAUCCAUCUUUCGAAGGGUUUUUUCAAAGCCGGUUUGGUGCCAAACAGAAGAAACUUAUGAUGUAUUAUAAUUUUGAUGUGGAGAGGUAUAAUGAGUUGAAGCGUGCUUAUCAUUUUUCCGCAUCUGCAUCGACAUCGGUAUCAAAAACAUCUUCAUCGUCGCCAUUUAUCCAUACUGAUCCUCCGGCGUCGUUGACUUGUGCUCUUCCUCAAAAAUAA